This is a messenger RNA of Hemiscyllium ocellatum (epaulette shark), 858 nucleotides long. RefSeq lists its product as uncharacterized. The record is from RefSeq and is a predicted model, not a curated record. NCBI's taxonomy places the organism in Eukaryota, Metazoa, Chordata, Chondrichthyes, Orectolobiformes, Hemiscylliidae. The coding region runs from base 1 to 858 and encodes 285 amino acids. The transcript has 7 exons.
AUGACACAGUGCAAAUGCAUCAACAACACUGAACUGGGGACAUUUAGGCGUAAAAGGCGCAGAAACCGAAAAGAAAAGAAGUCAAAAAUUUUGAUUCCUCAAACUGCUACAGCGAUCCAAAACAAAGAAUCACCUGCUAGUGAUUCAGCUGAGUCAACACUUGAAGAGCAAGCAGAUGCUGCCAGUGAAACAGCAGAAGCUGCUGCUAAAUCCAAGCCAAUCUCAGAAGGAAAACAAUUAGAAUCAAGUGAAGAUGUGAAACAAAUUAAUCCACAAAAUGCAGUCAAAGAGCAGAUUCCUUCCACAGAGAGUACUCUGGGAGAUGAUGAAUAUAUCAAAAGUAAAUCAAAGAAGAAAAGAGCGAAGAUGCAAGAUGAAAAGAAGGAUUCUCAAAAGAAAAGCAAACUGCAGCAGAAUACGGACUUGGUGGAGGAUGUGCCUGUUCCUGCUGUCACAGAGAAGGAGGUGGAGGUUGGGUCUGCCUCUCAGAUCAGUAAAACAGAUUCCAAGGAUCCAAAGGAAAGUGGAAAAGUAAAACCUCAGUCAAGAAUGGAUGGUAAAGCUGCAGCUGCUGGUGCUUCACACAGUGGUCAGGGCAAGAGUGCUGAAGACACAGCCAAAUCAAAAUCUGCUGAAGAUCAGUCAACCAGCUCCAACACAGGCAGAGGUGACUCUGUACAAGUAAAUCACAAAGCCACCCAACAGAAGGGUGCAAGUGAAACAAACGAUGACAACAAGAAUGUUCUAGAAGCAAAUUCAACACAUCAAAGCAGAAACCUAUCUGAUGCACAAAAGCAACCAGCAAUUUGUUGCAAUCAACCUCCACCAGGCAUGCUCAUUGUUUAUUUUUACAUGUGA